CCAGCACGUGGGAUGCUGCGGCCCGGGACCACAAUUGUCAGAGCCGCCCCUCUAGACUGUCAGGUUCACUCAGCAGUAAGAGGCAGGUUGGGAGUCUUCUCUAGCCGAUGUCGGGUUUCUCAGUGCACGCUUCCUCCUCGGCGCCGAUGUCAGAGAACCUGCCUCCUAUGGUCUCCAAGAGCGUAACUUUCGACAAGCAUGGCCCAGAAUCCACGGACAACAGUUCUUCAGUCACUGAAGAAAAGACGAAGCGUGCGAAAAAAGGCAAAGCGUCCAAGACUGUUCCUGACCAGCCCGUGAAUCCUUUCCACCUAUCUGGGGAUGUGGACUUCUUCUUGCUCAGAGAACAGGAGCGGAACAAGUCUCUCCUGGACCGGGAGCAGAAGAAGAAGCUGCGGGUGCACGAGAAGAUGACCUACUCAUCCAAAGUGUCCGCCAAGCACACCAGCCUGCGCCGUGAGCUGCAGCUGGAGGACGAGACAGAGGAUCAGGAAGAGCGAGCUGAGCAGCUGCGCAGCUUCCACGAGCAGGUGGCCUGGAAGCUCGCCAUGACCCGAGAAAAGAAGCUGGAGCCCAACGACAUCAACAGCUACGUGGACCAGAACCGGCAGAUGUUUCUCAUCCAGUACGCCCUGGACAUGAAGCGGAGUGAGAUCCAGCGGCUGGAGAGGCUGGCGGCCCAGGAGGAAGCCGAGCUGGAGCGGGCGGAGAAGUUCCUAGAGAAGGACGCGGCCCUGUUCGACGAGUUCCUCAGGGAGAAUGACCGCAGCUCUGUGCAGGCGUUGAGAACAGCUGACAAGGAGUCCAAAGCCAAGAUGGAGAAGAUCCUGGAGAUUCGUGAGCUGACCACCCAGAUCAUGAACAUCAAGAGCGAAAUCUCCAAAUUUGAGGACAUGCUGCAACAGUACAAGGUCUACAAGGACUUCCUAUACAAGCUGUCACCCAAGGAGUGGCUGGAGGAGCAGGAGAAGAAGCGCUUGGCUCUUAAACAGGCCAAGGAGGUGGUGGAGGCCUUCAAGGAGAGCCUGCUGCUCUCUGUGGGGGACAGAGGAUCGGAGACCAAGGGCAAGCUGAGCUCCAGAGAGGGGCAGAGCCCGAGGAAGCCCGCCAAGCUCCUGCAAGUGAUGCGGCUGCGCCAGGCACUGUCCGCCACUGUCAGCCAGCAGCAGGGCACCCUGCCCAGCGUGUCCAGCGGGGUGGAAUCCGAAAGGUCCAGCUCCACCCUCCCUGUGCAGGAUGACCUCGACAGUGAUGAUGGGGAGGAGCUGGAGCUAUACUUCACGGAUCCGCAGCAGCUCCUCGACGUCUUCACGAAGCUGGAGGAGCAGAACCUGUCCCUGGUCCAGAACACCCAGGAGAUGGAGGAGGCCCUGGAGGAGCUGAGCUUCACCCUGAAGAACACCCAGACCCGCAUGGACCGGGAGGUGAACCAGCUGAAGCAGUGGAUCACCACGCUGAGGAUGUCCAUCGCCAAGGAGGAGGAGACGGCUGCGGAGCUGGAGCUCAAAGCCCGCGUCUUCCAUUUUGGCGAGUUCAAGGGUGAUCAGGAGGACAAGCUGCUGGAGAGUCUGAACUGCAAGGUGCUGGAUGUCUACCGGCACUGCGUGGGUGGCCAGCAGGAGUCCAGCCUGGGCACCGUGCAGAUGCUGGCCACCAUCGAGCACCAGCUGGACGAGCUGCUUGAGAACCUGGAGCGCGUGCCCCCGGCCCGCAUCGAACAGGCCGAGAAAGCCAAGGAGAAGGAGAGGCGCCUCCGACUCCGGGAAGAGAAGGCGAAGCUGCAGAAACAGCUGCAGGAGGAGCGACUGCUGCGUGCACAGGCGCGGGCCCAGGCCGAGGUCAAGAAGAAGCGGGGCAGGAGGCUAGUGUGCCGAUCGCGGCCACCCGCCCUGAAGACCAAGGAGCAGUCCAAGCACGAGCUGAUGGACAAGGACAGGGAGGAGCAGCUGUUUUUCUUCACGUAGCGCGCGGGCCUCCUGCUGGCUGAGCAGAAGCAGACCGCGGCGUGGGGAGCAGAGGCAGAGCCUGCACCCCAGCACGGGCCCCUCACCCCCCACGCUGUGCCUUCAGACUCACCUGAAAUAAAAGCUGUGUCGCUUGGGUACCUCCAGGCCUGUCUCAGGAGGCAGACAC
Molecule: messenger RNA, 2133 nt
Organism: Cervus elaphus (red deer)
Lineage: Eukaryota; Metazoa; Chordata; Mammalia; Artiodactyla; Cervidae
Gene: CFAP100
Product: cilia and flagella associated protein 100
Exons: 17
Coding region: 108-1964 (618 amino acids)
Cellular component (GO): ciliary basal body
Source: RefSeq, a predicted model, not a curated record